Molecule: messenger RNA, 969 nt
Organism: Hyaloscypha bicolor E
Lineage: Eukaryota; Fungi; Ascomycota; Leotiomycetes; Helotiales; Hyaloscyphaceae
Exons: 1
Coding region: 190-735 (181 amino acids)
Source: RefSeq, a predicted model, not a curated record
UUGAAGCGGCCUAUUCCCCUCCACAAUACAAAAUAUGCCAAUAAGCACACCCAGUUCACAAUCACAGGAAGUGCACAAAGAAGAUUGAAUUAUCCACUUCAUUUCACCCAUGUAUGCCGCCUAAGUUCAACAAGAACAGGGUAGUUGGCAACAGGCACAAAGAAAACCACUUUCGUCACGCUGAACUGGAUGUCCUCCCUAUUUCGUCUCUUCUCCGCCCCCCAGGGCAAAAGUAGGGAACAAAGAAGAAGAAAUUCCUCCAUAAUUCAUCGCUUAUUUCUAUCUUCCCUAUGCUCGCAUUUCCUUGCGUGCUCCGUUUCAUAUUUGUUGAAGUCCAUACAAUCAGCGCCCUUGCCCUUCUAUCUUCCCCAUGCUCGCAUUUGCUCGCUUGGUCCGAUUCAAAUAUUCAAGUCCAACAGUCAUUUACUCAGUCAUGUCCAAACAUUUCUCUUCUCUCGUGUCGUAGUGCUUGCUCCCCAGUUGUGUGAUAUUCAACUCAAACAUGUGACUCAUGUGACUCUGACAAUUCAACAUCGAUUCCGAUCAUCGGUCAAAUGUAAGGGAAUCCAAAUCCAGCCAUCCAGCCGGGUGGCCAAACAACGCCAGAACCUGAACGCCUCGCCUGAUCAAAUCGUAUUCGAUAAUUUGGUAUUUUGUUCGUUUCGUAUGUGUAAUGUACUGUGCAAUGCUUUUGCAGCAUUCGAUGGUCGCCCAGAGAGAAAAUUUGGUAUGUAGAGGAGUGUUUGUGUUUCGUCAUGUGAUUUCGUGCUUUUUCUAUCUUACUCAAACAAGGUGUUGUAGUUGUGGCGGGGGAGGGGCUCAAGAGGCAGCAGCCUUUUGAGCCUUCUCUUGAGCGCGAGCAUUGCGGGCCGCACGGACAAGGGGAGCGAGCUCGAUGAGGGGGGCGCAUUUCGUCAUGAACUCAUGCUGCAGCAUAUAUUAGCGGGGUUGACGGGAGAGGAGAAUAGC